Messenger RNA from Scomber scombrus (Atlantic mackerel), 507 nucleotides. Its product is annotated as leucine-rich repeat-containing protein 72. Lineage: Eukaryota; Metazoa; Chordata; Actinopteri; Scombriformes; Scombridae. The record is from RefSeq and is a predicted model, not a curated record. Gene Ontology annotation, molecular function: protein binding. Bases 1 to 507 code for a protein of 168 amino acids. The transcript has 7 exons.
AUGGAGGACAUCAAGGACUCUCUUCAGAGGUGUGGGAUAAGGAGGGAUGUUGAUGUUUGCCAAAUCAGCCUCAACAGAAAAAAACUCACCAGUGUUCCCGACUUAUCGAGAUUUCACUUUCUGAGGAGGCUGUGGCUGAAAAACAACAAGAUCAGAGAGCUCAGCUGUCGUUCCAUCAACUGCUGCUUGACUGAACUUUACCUUCAAAAUAACAACAUCAAAUCUAUUUCUGGAGCUUUAAAUCAUCUGACCUGCCUCCGGCUUCUUUUCCUCCACAACAACCAGAUCAGAGGGCUGGACGACACGAUGCAUGAGCUCAGGAAAAUGCAGCAGCUCCAAACUGUCAAACCUGGAUAUCGCCCCCACGUGAUACACUACUUGCCUUCUAUUCAGGUGUUAGACAGAAAAGAGGUGAAGUCAGUGGAGAGGAGGAGGUCCUUCCAGAUGCACAGCCAGGACCGCCAUCGUGUCCUCCAGUCUGUGGCCUUCGGCAGACGAGCCUCAUAG